Molecule: messenger RNA, 1135 nt
Organism: Aspergillus ibericus CBS 121593
Lineage: Eukaryota; Fungi; Ascomycota; Eurotiomycetes; Eurotiales; Aspergillaceae
Product: SDR family NAD(P)-dependent oxidoreductase
Exons: 4
Coding region: 98-955 (285 amino acids)
Cellular component (GO): cytosol
Molecular function (GO): oxidoreductase activity
Source: RefSeq, a predicted model, not a curated record
GUAAGCUUUACGAGAUAUAUCCUAUUCCCUUUCCUUCUGAUUCCCUUUCCAUACAUCAACUCACACUUCUACAACUACAUUUAGUUCUAACAUUAAAAUGAACCCUCCCCUCCCCUCCCUCACCCCAACCUGGCACAACACCACCUACCCUGCCAUUUCGCCCUCGCGCCCGGAACUCUCCGUCGCCGGCAAAACCAUCAUCAUCACCGGCGCCGGCAGCGGCAUCGGCCGCGCAACCGCCCUCUCCUUCUGCCGCGCCGGCGCCCACAAAAUCAUCCUGAUCGGUCGAAACGAACACAGCCUCCAAGAAACCCAGAAUGCACUUACCUGCGAUACAUCCAUCCAUGCACUCAGCGUCACGGACGAGUCCAGCCUAACUGACCUAGCCACUACCAUCGGACAAUGGGAUAUUUUAAUCCUAGGGGCUGGCUAUCUCGCCGGUCCAUCAUCCAUCGCGGAUUCAGAGAGUCAGGAUUGGUGGUUGAGUUUUGAAACAAAUAUUAAGGGCACCUACCUCCCCAUCAAACACCUCCUCCCAACCGCAAACCCCACCCACGCCACCCUCAUCGCACUCACCGCCGCGACCACCUUCCCGGCGAAUAUGGUCCCCGGUCUAUCCGCAUACAUGAGUAGUAAACUCGCCCUACACAAGGUGAUCGAGUACGUGGCGGCCGAGAACCCGGGGAUUUUUGCGGUGGCGUUGCAUCCGGGGAUGGUGGAGACGGGGGUGUUUCGGAAGAGUGGUGGGGAUAAAGAGGUGUUGCCGAUGGAUUGUGUGGAUUUACCUGCCGAUUUCAUGGUCUGGUUGGCGAGUCCGGAGGCGGGGUUUCUGAAUGGGAGAUAUGUUUGGGCGAAUUGGGAUGUGGAGGACUUGAGGGCGAAGGGGGAGGAGAUUAAGAAGGGGUUGGAGUUGAUGGUCGGGGUUUAUGGGUGGCCGUUUCGGAGUAUACCCUAGGGCUCUAGCUAGUUUGUAGGUGUCUUUGGGAGGGGGGUCAGAUUGAUAUCGGUCUAGUGUUGUUGAUGCAUGACUUUAUUGGAUGUUAUUCGUGGCAGGAAUAUCGAACCCGAGAGUACUCCGUAUACGGACUAUCUAAACCGUCUUAUAUCAGACACUAAACCAAUCCGAGCACCCCCU